Racocetra fulgida is the source of this 465-nucleotide messenger RNA. Lineage: Eukaryota; Fungi; Glomeromycota; Glomeromycetes; Diversisporales; Gigasporaceae. The record is from the annotation of a GenBank genome assembly.
AUGGAUGCAACAAAAAGCAGCGAUCCAGAUGCGAGUGAAGAUGAUGAUCAGGAAGAGGAGUGCAUAGAUGAAAUUGACGAAUUCUUUAUGGACAAGGGGAAUAAUGACAAAAUUCGCAACGAAAUAAAGGAAAGCUUUGAAAAUGAUGUGAAAUUAGUUAAAUCGGAUAUACCGGAUGUUGCCAUAUAUUUUUUUAAUGAAGAAGAAAGAGUAACAAAAAAUGAGGAUGAGAAUAUUAUUGAUGCAAUCAAUAAAUUGACUCCAGAAAUAAUAGAAAGUAAUCAAGAAAAAGGUGAUCAAAACUUGAAAGGACUUGAACUUCCCGUUUCGGAGUCUGACUUCGAUCAUGUUUCUAGUUAUGAUAUAAAAAAGUUCACACUGUUUGAACUGUGUUCUUGUAAAGAACAUAAUUUAUUUCCGCAAGUAGUAAUGGAAAAAAAUGGUAAUCAAACAAUCGCUAUUUAG